Molecule: messenger RNA, 1620 nt
Organism: Schizosaccharomyces japonicus yFS275
Lineage: Eukaryota; Fungi; Ascomycota; Schizosaccharomycetes; Schizosaccharomycetales; Schizosaccharomycetaceae
Product: tubulin-tyrosine ligase
Exons: 3
Coding region: 222-1430 (402 amino acids)
Molecular function (GO): ligase activity
Source: RefSeq, a predicted model, not a curated record
GUUAUGCUCAACUCUUGUGUGAAUUUAACUUACUUAACUCCCUAUAUAAUUUUCAUAUCAACAGUCGCAAAGGUUCUGUAUUAGCGAUUUUUUCCUUCUUUUUUUUUGUUUUGUUUUCUUUUUCUGACCAAGAACCUCUUGUAUCGGAGGCUUUGUGCUACAUUUUUUCUUCGCAUUUUUGUUUAUAUUCAUUAUAGAAGGGUGACUUCAAAUCUAAAGAAAUGUCGUUAAAAGUAUAUCUUGAUUAUCAAGAUCCUUAUGUUGAACCGAAAAUAAAGAGUGCAAUUCAACGCUACUAUCCAAGUUCACAAUUUGUAUCUGAUGGAAAGGAUGCAGACUUGCAGUGGGCUCAAUAUGAACUUUUAGACUUUGAUGCAGCUUUGGCUAACUCCUCGUCGUUAUUGUGUUCUUAUGUUAUUCGAAAAGCAUUGAUUAGAAAACAAUAUCUAUGGCAUUCCGUUCUCUCUUACACAACAAAACAUCCGGACUCUAUUUUAAAAAAAGUUAUUCCAGAAACCUUUACUUUAGAACUGGAUUACGCCGAGUUUCUUGAUGAUGCCUUAAUGGAGUCUUACGAAUUGCGACAAGAACUGGAGAUGAAUGAGGCUAGACCAGCAAAUGAACGAGAUUGGUAUAUUUUAAAACCGAGCAUGUGCGAUAGGGCGCAAGGAAUUCGCUUGUUUUCUACAAUUGAUGAGCUUCAGGCCAUUUUCGACAGUUUCGAUGAGGAAAGCGAGGAUGAAGAAAACACAGAAGAGAACGACUCAACCGGUAACAAAAAGUUAGGAAAAAUUGUCAUUAAUCAAAUCCGAAACUUCAUUGCUCAAAAAUACAUCAAGGCUCCUUUGUUGCUGAAUAACAAAAAGUUUCAUAUACGUGCAUACGUUGUUGCAUUCGGGUCCCUGAAGGUUUACGUGAAUAAGGAAAUGCUCUGCUUGUUUGCCCAAAACGAUUACGUGAAACCAACUUCUGACACGAAUGUUUUACUGUCACACUUAACGAAUACUUGCAUUCAGGAAGCAGGCCGUUCCCACUCAGUACAAGCCUUUUGGGAUUCGGAAGUACCCAACAAGGAUGAUAUAUUUAAAAAGAUCCUCCUAGUUGUUGGAGAAGUAUUUGAGGCUGCUGCUGUUACACAGUCUUUGCACUUUCAGACAUUGGAUAAUGCUUUCGAGAUAUUUGGCGUGGAUUUGCUAAUUAGCUCUGAUCAAACAGUUUCUCUUCUGGAAGUAAACGCAUAUCCAGACUUUCGACAAACCGGUGACCAGCUUUCAGGUGUCAUCGAGCGCCUCUUUUUGUCUGUGAUGAAGACUAUUGUUUGCCCAUUUUUUCAAACACAUGGUCAUGAAACAAUCACAACAUCAGAAGACAAAAACGAGGAAAAUACACUUGUUCUUUGUAGGGAUCUUCAAACGAGAGGGGCCUGGUGAGUGUAUCAUCUCUACUGCUGGUUUAAAAAGUUAUAGAUUCGAAUUAUUUAAUUUUUACUUUUUAUUUUUGGAAAACGGUACAGAUGCUUACUACUAAAUUGUAAGAAUUCAAAUAAAUAAACCACUUUACAUGGCGUUUUUUGUAAACAGCUAGCUUACCUGCUUCAUACUUUUUAAUUGCGUGGAUAAA